Molecule: messenger RNA, 635 nt
Organism: Dendronephthya gigantea
Lineage: Eukaryota; Metazoa; Cnidaria; Anthozoa; Malacalcyonacea; Nephtheidae
Product: aquaporin TIP2-1-like
Exons: 4
Coding region: 241-561 (106 amino acids)
Biological process (GO): transmembrane transport
Cellular component (GO): plasma membrane
Molecular function (GO): water channel activity
Source: RefSeq, a predicted model, not a curated record
GUUGUAUUUUUGUACAUCGGCAUUUACUCUAUCACACGAUUGAUAAGCGGUGGUCAUCUCAAUCCAGUCAUAACAAUUAUUCAAGUGAUAAGAAAAGCGAUUCUUCCAUUACUUGGGCUGUGUUAUCUUGGUUCUCAUUUUUUAGGAGCCGUGUUGGGCGCAUUGAGUGUAGAGGCGAUUACUACUACAAAACCAAGUCUAAAACCAUCAUUUGGAACAUGGCAUGCAAUAUUUGCCGAGAUGAUUGGCACAACUAUCGUAAUCGCGGCAUAUUUAACCUUAGCUACAAAGAGAAAAGGAAAUACAGCUGUUUUGGGAAUUGGGUUUGCUUAUGCUGGUGCUCUGAUCGCCAUAAAUAGCGUAUCGGGUGGAUAUCUCAACCCAGUCCUCAACUUUGGUAUCGCCGUUGCCUCUGGGUCAUGGACGAAGCACUAUGUGUAUUGGAUUGGCACUGGAUUUGGAGGAAUACUUGCAACACUACUCCAUGGCUUGAUCUUCGCCUCUGAUGAUGAACUGUGGAUAAAGCCUCAUAGUGAUUACAUUCCGGAAAGAAUCACCUGAUGUGAUUUGUAAAAUCUUUACAUGAAGUAUUCAUAUUAGCGUUGAAACACUUCACGCAUGGAAAUGUAGCUAUU